AUGGUUUGUAUUUUUUGCUUGAACCCCAUAUCCAGUUUUUACUGCUCUCCAGAAGUUUCACCUACUAGAAUCUACAAAAGACACUUCAGCCUUAACAUCCCCAAGCCAGAGCUCAUCUACCAGCUGCCCCUCUUCCUUCUCCAAAAUUUACCCUCCAGAAACCCUGCUUUCCCUUAUGUUUUGGUAGAUGACAUGUUCUUCCACCCAGGCCCUCAAGGUAAGAUUUCAGAUUCAAUCUUCACCCCUCCUAUUUUCCUUAUUCAACUGGUCACCAAGUUCUAUUGUUUCUACCUCAAAAAAGGUAUUUUCAGAUGUGGCUCUCCCUUUUCAUCUCGUCUGUUACUGUCUAAUUCAGUAGAGUGGUCCCCUCCGUACGUGUAG
This is a messenger RNA of Rangifer tarandus platyrhynchus (Svalbard reindeer), 381 nucleotides long. The record is from the annotation of a GenBank genome assembly. Lineage: Eukaryota; Metazoa; Chordata; Mammalia; Artiodactyla; Cervidae.